Patiria miniata (bat star) is the source of this 7072-nucleotide messenger RNA. RefSeq names its product mitogen-activated protein kinase kinase kinase 2-like. The coding region runs from base 1248 to 3284 and encodes 678 amino acids. Lineage: Eukaryota; Metazoa; Echinodermata; Asteroidea; Valvatida; Asterinidae. Gene Ontology annotation, biological process: protein phosphorylation. The record is from RefSeq and is a predicted model, not a curated record. Gene Ontology annotation, molecular function: protein binding; ATP binding; protein kinase activity. The transcript has 15 exons.
UGUUCACUUGGCUUGUAGACUCCGAGGUAGGGCUUCCUAUUAUUGUCUCUCUCUGAGGGCUAGUGCGAAAGACUGGCCUCUUUACAUUACGGCUAGGAUUUGAGGAUGAGGCUUGGGCAGCCAUGACUGGAGCACGAGCUUCGUGCAUGACUAACUGAAGGGGUUCCACCACCCUGAUAAUGAGUUUUUAAUCUUUGCCAAGCUCAUUGAGGGAAUGGACGUACAUGAACGUGUUACCAGAGUGACUAAGCAGUUCAUCCAUGCUUCCUGCACUCGACUCCUAGACCUUUGGUACAAGACCUGAUGACUUCCAGCUUAUUUGAUACCAGUGCAUGUUUGACAGCUACAGUAUAAGGACAUGUUUAUGUACUGUGCAAGACUCCUCACUGUGGCAUUUAAUCAAGGGAUAUGGACCAGAUUUCGGACUGAUGGGAUGGAAUUUUAUCUGAAAACUGCGUUGGAUGCCUGUUGAAUUAUUCAGUUGUUCCUGGAAGGGAUUUGUGAAGAGUAGGGAGCGGAGCCACUGCAAUGAGAGUUUGAAUACCAUUUAGUGUCAUAUGUUUCACAGAAAUCCUGACCCAUGGGAUUUGAAAGAGGGAACUUUUGUUUGGUUUCUUUUAUAGGACUAUUCCCUCCAGUGAAGCCACAAUCUUGUCUAUAGUUGUCUGAAUUGCCCACUAGAGAGUAGAAAAGAAAGAAAAAUAUUUCUUUGUAGUUGGCUGUAAGGACUCUCAGACUCAGACAGUCAUGACAGCCAUGAAUAAAUGUGGUUAACUGAAGAGGGUCAUGGCUGCUUUAUACUAGGUACCCACACUGUGGCAAACGAGCUUCAUCAAGGUUUUUUGCCAUUGUGAAUUGCGCUUAGAAUUAUCAAAGAACUUAAUCUGUACCUGAUUCUGACCUUCAGAAACAAGCCACGGACAAAUUACUUUUUUUGUGAAUUCUGUAAGAGCUUCAGACACUUAUCAGUAGUCCUGUGAUGUAUGUAUGUAUUCAGUGGCAACAGCAACAUAAACAAAACACUGACUAUUUAUUUGAUGCUGUAGAAGCACCCCAUGCCUGGUCCUGCGUUGAUUUUUUCCACUGGAAACUUGCUGCGAUACAGAUAAAUGCAACGAUUGCGGCUUUUUAUAUUGGCUUCUCAUUUGUUGCCAAGCAGACAGAGACCUGUGAACUUUGUCCCUGUGCGAGCAGGGAGAUGCUGACUAGCCCGAUUUACCUAUGAAUGGAGCAAAAGCCUGACAGGAAUGCCUGCAUCGGACAAGGGUAAAGAAGAGGUCAUUCAAGUGAUCACCAGCGAGCUGGUGGCUCUGAAGGAAUCCAAUACCCGCCACAGUAAGCCGGUCAAGACCAGCAGCACGCAAACAAAUGAAGUUCGAGUCAAGUUUGAAUACCAAGGCGAAAGGAGGAUAUUGCAAGUUCCUCGACCCCUGAACUACAAUGACCUCUUGACUAAAGCCAGGAUGGCCUACGGGGUUCCCGUAGACAUGCACUACACCACAAAUGAUGUCAACUCAAACAUUGUUGUCCCUAUCAAGAGCCAAACCAACCUCAAUCAGGCUGUGGCGUUGAUGGACCACAACCCCAACGCCAAGAGCCUCCGCGUCUACUUAACGCCAAUUCAAACGGGUACCAGCAGCACAGCACUCACUGUUACCACAGGGGCACCACACCGGGCCUUUUCGUCGCCAGAGAUUGUGUCGUCAGGGUCAGUCACCUAUCACGAGAGAGGAGAGCUCUACGAUACAGCUAUCCGCAGUGACACUGCCCACAAGCCCACAACAUUACGCUCCCAGUCCAUUCCCCAGGCGCCAGUGCACAAGGUGCAGAACCAAACCAAGCGACAUUCCACACCUAUCGAGAUGCCUGCCCGCGACACACCUUCCCCACCCCCAGGCCACAUACCCACAGAUUCCAUGCAGAACAUCAUUCGAGACUCAACCUGUGGGGAGGGGCGGUUCAUCCCAGAACCAGAAUCAGAGCAACAAGAUCAUGUGAUUAUCAGCAGUCCUAAUGGCAGCCACCAGUCACUAGAUAAGCCUUACUAUGGUGGAAGCCAAUCCUUAGGCAGUACAAGUGGUAGAAUGUUCAGAGCACAAAGCACAACAAGCUAUGACGAAUUUUCAGGUUCACAGUAUCCGGAGAGGUCUGGCAAGGGUGGGACGUUUCCAACAAGGUACAGCAUGAGGAGCUCACAGACAGACAUCGAUGAUGGUCGUAAAACAUUCCCCAGCCGGUCCCGGCGGCCCCAGCUCAGCCCCAGCCUGAUGAACCCGGACGAGCGGGACUAUAGCCCCCAUGGCAGCGAGCACUCGCUCAGCAAGAGCAGCAGUAGCAGCGGCAUUGGGGCUGAUUUUGACACGCUGGACAGCCGGCGGCGACGGGACAGCGAGCUAGAGCACUCCAUCAAGUCACUGCAAGAGAUGGGCUUCAAGGAAGGCACCAAAUGUGAGACCAUGAUGUCACCUCGGGCGCCGGUCAACUGGCGUAAAGGCAAGAUCCUGGGUCAGGGGGCAUUCGGGGUCGUUUACCUCUGCUAUGAUGCCGACACAGGCAGGGAGUUGGCUGUGAAGCAGGUCCCACUGGACAAUUCCAACACAGAAGCUAGAAAGGAAGUGAAAGCACUGAAAUCAGAGAUUGAGCUUUUGAGAAACCUUCACCAUGAAAGAAUAGUGCAGUACUUUGGGUGCUCAGAGGUUAAGGACGUUCUUUCCAUCUUUAUGGAGCUGAUGCCAGGGGGCUCAGUGAAGGACGAGCUGAGAAGUUACGGUGCACUGACGGAGAACGUUACAAGAAAAUACACACGGCAAAUCCUGGAAGGGGUUGCCUAUCUUCACACUAGUCAUAUUGUACAUAGAGAUAUCAAAGGUGCAAAUAUUCUGAGAGCGGGAUCAGGGAAUGUCAAGCUAGCCGACUUUGGCGCAUCACGGCGGUUACAAACAAUUGCGAGUUAUGUGACGGGAAUCAAGUCAGUGACGGGGACACCCUAUUGGAUGAGCCCAGAGGUCAUCAAUGGGGUCGGGUACGGCAGGAAAGCUGAUGUCUGGAGUGUUGGCUGCACAGUAGUAGAGAUGCUGACGACCAAACCCCCUUGGGCAGACUACGAGGCAAUGGCGGCCAUCUUCAAAAUCGCCACACAACCCACAAUCCCCCAGCUGCCGAGCACGGUGUCGGACGUUGCAAGAGACUUCCUAAACCUCAUGUUGAUCCGAGAUGCACAGCAAAGGCCCUGGGCCAGUGACCUGCUCAGGCACGAAUUUGUGAACAGUUACUCCAUCGAUUGACAUUGUUCAAGGAGGAAAUGUAGCAUCCGUUGCAAGGAGACUUUUUAAAUGUAGACUUCAGUAGGCAUUUCAUUUUUGAAGAACAUUUUUUUUUCUAUCCACUGAGAUGUGGUCGUUAUUGAAUUUGAUGCAACAAUGUGUAUUCACAUGCCUACAUUAGUUUGUCUUUUUAUACAGCAAGAAACAAAACAUGAUAAACACAUUCCUUGACUGAAAUGCCAGCAAAGUGAGAAGGAUUUGCUUCAAAUUGUUUCCAAGGCUCAAAGCAAAAGGACUUUGGAAGUAUGUGGAGCGAUACUUGUUUAUGGACAGUUACCUUUGAGAGCUGCACUGCAACAAGUUUGUUAGCUGGUAGCCAAACAAUACUGUUAUCUCAUAUUGUAUUGUAUGAAAGGUACCCAGCAGGUUCUGUGGAGUUGGAGUGUCGUCCAAGUGUAACUUCGAAUGAAAACAGCUAAGGGUUUCUGUCUCCCAAAAUUUGGAUGCAUUGCACCGGUACCCAUGGGCAUUCCUUUAUGCACUACAGGUUAUAAAGCACCAGUUUGGAUGUUGGUAACCUCCUUGGAGUCCACAAGUUUCAAUGCUAUACAAGCAACAAUACCAUCACUGGUAUCCCGCAGACUCUUCUUGGAUUCCCGUACAACUGUUUCUAUGCACCAUUGCAGUGGAAUUCUUGGAGAAGAGAAUUUUCAUUUUCUCUCUGUGUCAUUUUGAGGAAAAUACUGCUAUAAAUUUCUCUAACUGAAGAUGGCAACAGUUGUCUAAGAGACAGGUGGAUCUCGGCAUCAGAAAACCCUUUGGGUUGAAAUAUCUUUAUCUAAAUCCCCAAAUAAUUUUUUUUUAACAAAGAUGAUCAUGUCCUAUCGUAUGAGGUUGUACAGUUACCAUUGUCUCUUUUUGUAUAUAAAAUAUUGAAUGAAAAUAAUAUCACCACUACUGUUAAAACUUUGUAACUGUGGUGACAAAUUAUGUACGUUCCAUUUUGGAAAUACCAGAAAGAAUAUUUUGUUGUACAUAUUUGCGAUUGUGACAGACAAAUAUUACAUGUUCCUGUACAUAAAACACAUCCGGAACUGUCACAACGAAGUUUUGACAAAUUGUAAUUAUAAUAUAACAUAUAUACAAAUUUCUAGCGCAGACAAUUAAUCUGUAUAUUGAUUAUUAUUUACAGAAGUUACAAAUGUUACCAUACUGUUUCUUACAAGAAGUGCCUCUUUUUCAGGUCUCAAAUGCGGUGGGUCAAUGUAUAACAGUGCUUGGUCUUUUUGAGAUGUAAAAGAUUUGUACAGUAAUGAAAGUGGUUCCACUGCAGAAAUGUAAUAUAUAUUUUUCGUUGAUGUAUCAUUGGUUGAGAAUGGUUCAUAUAUUUACAUCAUUUCGCCUGAUAGAUCGCACAUUGGAAACCAACAUAACUAUGUAAAGAAGUUUGAUGAUUCAACAAAUGUUGAGAUCAUGGGAGGAUAGCAUUACAAAGGCAAGUUUUCUUGGCAGUUUCUUGAUGCUGUAGAGAAAUUUGCAGAGCACUGUCAUGUACAACUUUCUAGAUGCAAUCAUGUGGCACUUAAAUACUGCUUUGGACCAAGAGGUUGCAAGCACCUGUUCAUGUGUGCGAAUCUCAGCACAAUUAAUAUUCCUUUCUCAUGCAAAAAGGUAAAAACAAACCAGAUAGCGUACACGGGUCACUGCUUUGUCACAUAAAUAAGCAGUACCUUACACCUGCACCUCUUCUAGUUUUUCACCAGAAGAAUAAGAAGUUCAUGGUGAUAUUAUUACCCUGGAUUGACAGGUUUAUAGUCAUUUCUGGAUUCACUUUAUUGCUCAUUGCUUCAGUGAGCCACAUUUAUGCAACAGACUGUAAUCAGUAGUACGUAAAAUGGGCUCUCAUGGGUAAUGCUUCGCUCCUAGAAGGGGAAAUGGAAAGUCUAGUGAAGUGUCUGAGUCAAUCCAGCGUAAGCUUUAAUAUAAGUCAUUUCAAACCAAAUCAAAAGCUAGGAAAUUGUUCUGUAAAUGUUGCUCUGCAUUCCAAAAUGGUCUUAUGUCCAAAGUGGCCUUACAUGCAGUCGGCUGUAAUAGCAAACCUACUGAUACAUUUGCAUACAUUUGUUGAUCAAAAGCAAAGCUAGUUCAGAGUGCUCAUAAGACUGCCCUUGUAAGAUGGGCUUAUUACAAGCAAAAUAUGUAGAUUAUAUUCCAUUUCAAUUAAGUUUGAGGAGGCCCUGCUUUACUAUAAAGCUGAGUCCAAUGACAACUUAGCCAAAGAAGCGAGCUUGAGUACUGAGCAAUAUCAAAUUGUACAUUUGGACAUGUGGAAGUGAACAGUCUCUUUCACUUUUUUUUCCUCCACUUUUUCAACAUGUUUUUUUUUUUGCAUUCUCAAUUAUAAUGAAUAACUCAUAUGUACGGCUGGUUAAAACAUACCAAGGUCUGUUCUAUUUUGGAAGAAUAAAAUCUGUGGAACACACAGAUCAGGAGCAUAAACAUGCAUAACUUACAAAUUAAAGUAUGUCCCCAUCAAAUCUAUGGCUGGUCUUACAUAUACAUGUAAAUUUCUAGACACGUUUUCGUAGGUAAUUGCUACACUGCAAAUAAAUGAAUUGUGUCGACGGCUUUGUCAUUUGUAGGGGAUGUAUAAAAGAUUUAAGUAUUACUUUCCAAUUCUUGUCCAUUUCCCAUUUUUUGUAGGACCUUCCAAAGUGCUUUCCUUGCAUUCUAGGCAUUCCCAAGGCAUGGAAAGGCUGGAUAAUUUUGAAAGUUUGUGCAAGUGUUUGCCCUUUUCUGUGUGACUGAAUAAAAAAUAUCAAUUGCCCACCCAAGGAUCACCCUAUUGAAUGUUCAAAUCUUUUAAUGAUAAUCGAGAAUAUUUCCCUGUAGAAAUUAAAUUUUACUAUGCAAACAUGCAAUUUACAAUAAGCCUUCCAUCAAGUGUAAGUGCUGUCACAAAAAAAAGGACCAUGACAUCUGGAUGUCAUUUUUAGUAGUAUUGGUAUUAUUUUUUUCUUUCUUUUGGGGGAUUACCCUAUGAUUCCAAUUUAAAUUUCCUCCGGUAUCAGACCAGGAAUAGUUUAGGCUGCAUAUGAAUCUCUUGUAGUUACUGGUACAUGCAAGUCUUUGACAAACUUGGGCAGAUGUUUGCAGUAAAAUGCAGCCGAAGCUCUGGACGGCUGUUUCAUGGACGAUCUUAUUUUUAGAUAUCAUGUCAAAUGGUGUGCGUAACUUUUCGGGGUUUAAGCCGGGUAAAUUUGAAUGUUGUCCUUUUUAAAGUACUUAAAUAACUACUUUGAAGGUUUGCACAGUUAAAUAUCAAAUUAGUUUGCAAUAUAAGUCGUGUAUCUCUUCUGUAAGUUGUGUGGGGCUCACUGAAGAGUGAAGUUAGCUAUCUGGUUAGCCAGCUUUUCCUACCACAGGCAACACCAAGAAGAGAUACGUUGUCUUGUAGCAAACCUAUCACACUCUAAAAAUGUGUAAAUUAGAGAAAGACAAAUUGGGAAGAAAACAAAUUAUGCACACUACUCUGGUGAACAGGUCUUGAAAAAUGUGAAAGUGAAUAUACAUUGUAAUUUGAGAAUGGCCGUCGUGUGCCAAACUGCUGUUGAAAUCUUGUAUUUGUAUAGAAAGAGAUUUUAAAGAAACUAGUUUUUGCCUUUGUACAACUUCACACAGUCAUGCAGAUUUUAUAUUCUGUGCCAUCUUCAACAACCAUGUACAUGUAUUUGCUCAUUAUUUUAUAUACAUAUAUAAAAACAAAAAUGAAACGAGAGAAAAAAAAUAAAAAGAUGAAAUAAAUUGUA